This is a messenger RNA of Aspergillus ruber CBS 135680, 624 nucleotides long. Its product is annotated as MutT/nudix family protein. Gene Ontology annotation, molecular function: ADP-ribose diphosphatase activity. The record is from RefSeq and is a predicted model, not a curated record. Gene Ontology annotation, biological process: ribose phosphate metabolic process; nucleoside phosphate metabolic process. The transcript has 3 exons. Gene Ontology annotation, cellular component: cytosol; nucleus. Lineage: Eukaryota; Fungi; Ascomycota; Eurotiomycetes; Eurotiales; Aspergillaceae. The coding region runs from base 1 to 624 and encodes 207 amino acids.
AUGUCGACACCAAACUACGCAAAGUCAAAGUUCCUUUCCGCGGGACCGCUGGACCCCGCCGAAGCCCGCUGGGCCCGCCUCGUAAAAACAACCUACCUCGACCCUAACGGCAUCGAACGAACCUGGGAAUCCGCUGAACGCCAAACACGCCCCAAAAACUGCUCCAUCGACGGCGUCGGCAUAAUCACUAUCCUGAACAAGACAACCGGCCCCGAACUCCUUCUCCAGAAACAAUACAGGCCACCGAUUGAUAUGGUUGUUAUUGAGGUUCCAGCUGGGUUAAUUGAUCCGAAUGAGAGUGUUGAGGAGUGUGCAGUUAGGGAGUUGAAAGAGGAGACUGGGUAUGUUGGGGUUGCGGAAAAGACGAGUAGUGUUAUGUAUAAUGAUCCUGGAUUCUGUAAUACCAAUUUGAACAUGGUGCAUGUUCGUGUGGACAUGUCGCUUCCCGAAAACCAGAAUCCGAAGCCGCAGCUUGAGGAUAAUGAGUUUAUUGAGUGUUUUUCAGUGCCGCUGAGUACGUUGCUUGGAGAGGUCAAGAAGUUGGAAAAUGAGGGAUAUGCUAUCGAUGCUCGUGUGGGGACAAUAGCAGAAGGUAUUGAGCUUGCGAAGAAGUUGAAGCUUUGA